UGAAGAAAUGCCACUCCAAACUGCGACUGGAACUCUCUCCAUCUCGCUCGCUCGCUCUCCAUCCUUUUGAGAUUUAACGAUCAAUCUGAAAACUUUGGGAGCACUCGGAGAAUAACCAUCUUCUCUGGAAUCUGCAAAUACAUCAUCUGGGUUCAUUCAGUUUGCUCCCUGACAAGUCCAGCUACAGCUAUGGCGGAAACGAACUUUCUGCCGGAGGAUGAUUUCAGAUUGGAGACUACUCGAUCCAGAUUUUCGAACGUCCUCAAAAAGCAUGCGGAAUUAUCUGAGCGCCUUUCCAGUUGCAGGGACUCUGACAAAUCUGUUUUUGAGCGUCUACAGAAAGAAUUUGAAGCUGCACGUGCUUCCCAAAGUCAAGAGAUUCACUUGGAUGGUGAAGAAUGGAAUGAUGGCCUCUUAGCCACCAUAAGAGAGCGGGUUCACAUGGAGGCAGACAGGAAGUCUAUGGCAGGGGACACAACUUUCUCUUCAGGCACUCAUAUUCAGGAAAAAAUUACUUAUAAAGUCGGAAACAAGGUGAUUUGUUGUUUGGAAGGCGCAAGAAUUGGCAUACAGUAUGAAACUUUUUUUGCUGGAGAGCCAUGUGAAUUAUACCACAUCGUUCUUGAGAGUAAAUCGUUUCUUGAAAAAAUGACUGUCCUGGAACAUACAAUUCCAUUCUUUAUACCAGUACGUGAUGCGGAAAAUGAUCUCCUUUUUUCAAAUGCAAUGAAAUUUAUAGACCGUGUUGGAGAACUUCUGCAGGCUUACGUGGAUAGACGUGAACAGGUCCGCCUUAUUAAAGAAUUGUAUGGAAACCAAAUUGGAGAACUGUAUCACAGUCUUCCAUUCAACAUGGUCGAAUUUGUACUUGAUGAUUUUGAGUGCAAGGUGACAGUGACUCUGAGGUAUGAAGACCUCAUUUGUGUACUCCCAACUCGUAUAAGAGUCCUGGCGUGGCCAAGGAAAAACUGUACCAGUCCAGUCUCCAUGAACCGAAGGGGAAAUGGAGUUUCUGGAAGUCACCCUAAUCCAGCUCGCCUUUCUUAUGCAGAGGAGGCCUUGCGAAGUAUGAGCUUGCCAGAAGCAUUUGCAGAAAUUGUGUUAAAUUUGCCACAAGCUCUCCAGCAAUUAUACCAAAAUGCACCUCCUAGAAACUUGGAUUCAACAAGGGUCUAAACUGUACAAUGUAACAGCAAUAUCUGAGGUUGUAUGGCCUGACAGGAGCUUCAAAGAUAAGGAGUCAAGGGGAUUGAACUUUUAAAAAUUCAUGCCGUAUUAUUAGCAAAACGCCCAAAGUGCCAGACUAUCUCGUUUACAUGAAUCAUUUGUACUGCUGAUACCUUGUCCUAAGUAGUAUAAGGACUUCUUAAGUCUGGACUCAAUAUCGUUUUCCAUGUUUUUCUCAGAGGAUGCUGAAUUGAGACCUAUUAAGAAUGGGAGACAUGAAAGAAUAAGCUGUGGAUGUAUUGUGAUUUGAAGUUCUCAUUGUUCCUAGUUCUUAACUGUAAUUACGAAGCUCAAAGGUGGAGUCAAAGGUGAGGCUUGAAGAAACUAUCAACAUUUCAGCGGCGCAGUGCUCCGAAUUGUUUCCUUAAAAUCCCAUAGAUUUUGUAUCAACAGUCUUAGUAGUUCGCAGAGAGCCCUCAAAGAUUCGGUCAAUGUCCGCCAAAGAGGGUGGACUGACUUGAAUUGGUCUAUAUUUGAAAUUGCAAAUCCCUUUGGAUUGUC
Messenger RNA from Rhodamnia argentea, 1728 nucleotides. RefSeq lists its product as uncharacterized. Bases 190 to 1176 code for a protein of 328 amino acids. Lineage: Eukaryota; Viridiplantae; Streptophyta; Magnoliopsida; Myrtales; Myrtaceae. The record is from RefSeq and is a predicted model, not a curated record. Gene Ontology annotation, cellular component: Mis6-Sim4 complex; kinetochore. The transcript is spliced from 13 exons.